Lytechinus pictus (painted urchin) is the source of this 7292-nucleotide messenger RNA. RefSeq names its product snake venom 5'-nucleotidase-like. Gene Ontology annotation, molecular function: 5'-nucleotidase activity. The transcript is spliced from 8 exons. Gene Ontology annotation, cellular component: plasma membrane. NCBI's taxonomy places the organism in Eukaryota, Metazoa, Echinodermata, Echinoidea, Temnopleuroida, Toxopneustidae. Gene Ontology annotation, biological process: AMP catabolic process. Bases 2093 to 3628 code for a protein of 511 amino acids. The record is from RefSeq and is a predicted model, not a curated record.
AGUAUAUAUUUCACUUAAACUGCCUCUUUUAUCACAUUUAUCAGUAGAUCAUGUGUUCUUUCUAUAGGAGGGCAUGUAAUACAGAUUUUUAAAGAAUACAUCAUGGAUAAAGAGUUUGUAUCACCAUUAGAAAAAGCAAAAAGAUACAUUUUGGGGGUAUUUCAUAUUCAAUCACAGGGAAAGUUGUUCACAGGUGACAUCACACAUCCUUGUCGCAUUGCCAAUAGGAGGAUCUCCAUAGCAUUAGUGAUUGCAAUAUUCAAAUGCUCAUAACUUUCUCAUUAUUUGUCCGAUUUUUCUCAAACUUUCUUUGUUCUUAUUCUUUGAUUUUUCUGUUUCGACACAAGCCUACUUGUUCCAAAGGUUUCAUUCCCCUUUAAUAUUUCAUGAAUACGAUCUUCAUGAUCUAUGCAAUCACCCACUUCCCAAGUAGACCUUUACUUGGUACAUAAUAUAGUAGUGCCAAUAUGAUAAAGCCCAAUUCAUUUUCAAUUUGUUUUGUACACUUGUAUUUAGUUAUUUAAAGCAUUGCGUCAACAGAGUGUUAGCUGUUCAUGCUGGUGGAAACACGAAUGUUCGAAUUUUCUCAGGAACACCUUUAUGAUCCUAGUCAUGAUUUUCCCUUGUCAAAUAGUCAACACCUAUUCAAUAACAUCCAUUCUCACGACUCGUAGACCCAAUAUAUAAAUGUAUUUACUCAAGAGCAAGUUCAAGUAUAACAUUCUAUAUGUACUGCUGUCUUAUCACGAUAACAUUCGCUGUACUAGUGCGCGUAUGUCAUGUAUGUGUGGUCGGUAGGACGUGUGAGGUGUGUAGAAGUGGGGGCGUAAUGUGUGUGGGAGUGAGCGUAUGUAAAGGUGCGUGGCUGACUUUAUGCAUACAUAAAAGUCCGGGGUUCGAUUCCCUGCCCAGCACUUUAUGCCCUUUGCAAGGGUAUUGGCUCCUUUUAUCCUUUAUCAAAUAAAUGAAAAUGUUCUCAUCAUUAUGGGCAUUUCAAAGUGGUUCCAAAGUAUACACGUGUUAAACAAAAACUUAUACAUGUAUGUAAAGAUGUAUAUUCUCAUUUUAUGUGUGUCACGUCUUUCGGAUGGUGACGUUAAAGGUCGGUCCCAGACGUAAAUAAUCAUAUCUGAUUGAUACACGUCUGACAAAACUCAAAGAUACACACACACAAUUUAUGUGUGUGUGUGUGUAAGAAAAGCGUUGUCGUGUUACGUUGCAUUUUCAAAUAUAUUUAUUCACACAGUCAAACGGUGAUAAGAAAAAGUCGAAAUAUAAAAUGGAACAAAAAUGAAAAAUAAGUAAAACGAAAGUUCUACAAUUUCGGUUUUGUAAAUGGGGGAAAAAAAUCGGCGCUAUCGCAGCUCACAUAAAUCUCAUUGAUAAUUCUGAUUUUAAUGAUCGAUUUCAUUCAUUACUUGUAUAGAACCUAAGUUACACUUAGGUGGUACACAAUCUUUUAUGUGUAUAUUGUUAUUACAUGUUAACAGGACCAUGCUGAAAAACAGUCAAUCUGAGCUUGUUAUCCUGUAUAAAGAAAUUCAAAUGAAUAAAUAAAUGAAUAAAUAAACUUUAUUAAAAAAAAAAAUUCUUAGUAAUUUCUUUCGUCCACUCAGGUGUUGUGCAGAUCUCAUUAAUUCUUUUAGUUCACUUGGAUGGACUGGGGUAGCCAUCUUAGUUAAAGUUUAUGAAUGAGUAGAGACGACAUUCUGGUUUAGCCUGAAGAAGAAGAAUGCAAGCAAUGAGGGUCAAGGCUUCUUUCCCAAUCCUAUUCUUUCUUAUAAUAUAGCAUUUAGCUUAUAUCAGAGUAAGGACAAAUGAUACUGGGAGGAUAUCAACCGGUUUAUCUAUUUCUAAUUUUAUUAUCUUUUCAUUUCGUCAUACAACAACGGUUCCAUUAUCUUUUUUGCUAUAGGCCUAGUUCUUUGUGAUAACUGCAGUAAAAAAUAACUAAAAAAUAAAAUGAAUGACAUGUAUUUCCUCAUAACAAUGUUCUCAUCAGUUACAUUUAACAGGAUAUAAUAAUGAAAAGUAUAAAUAUGAUAUGAGGUUCUUCUACGACUAUACCAGUAAAUAACAAACUGACCUGUGUAUGUAUGAUCAAUCGAGAAUCAUAUUUCUGAGGGCUAGUUGUAGUAAUAAUAUAUCUGCACAACCAAAAUUGGUACUACCAGGGGACAGAGGGAUGACUCCCUGUGAAAGAAAGGGGAACAAAGGGAAGAGGGCACUUGGGAACCACGAAUUUGACAACGAACCAGAAGGAUUGAGGCCAUUUCUUUUAAACACAACUUUUCCUGUUUUAAGUUGUAACAUCGAUGCUUCGGCGGAACCCUCCAUCAAUGGUCUUUUUCAAAAACGCAUCACCAGGGUAUUGAGUGGAGAAACGAUAGGAAUUAUUGGUUACACGUACUUCAAAACUCAUGAAAUUUCAUCAUCAGGGGAAUGCAUCUUCCAUCCAGAGGUCCAGAAAAUACAGGAAGAGGUUGACGCUCUUGGUAAAGAAGGCAUCAAUAAGAUCAUCGCAGUGGGUCAUUCUGGGAUUAAUAUCGACUUAGAGAUUGCCCAGAAUGUCAUAGGGGUGGACGUGGUUGUCGGCGGUCAUACAGAUACAUUCCUAUAUACAGGUACACCACCAUCUACAGAGGUACCAUCUGGUGAUUAUCCUUCAGUAGUUGAUCAGAAAGGCGGUGGCCGUGCCCUCGUCGUACAGGACUAUACAUUCGGCAAGUACCUGGGAAAUCUCGAUGUCACCUUCAACGACGCAGGCGAGGUCAUUGCUUACGGAGGGAAUCCCGUGCUAUUGGAUUAUACAGUAACAGAAGAUCAGACGAUCCUGGAAGAAGUGGAAAAGUGGGCGGGACUUGUUCGUAAUUCGUCUGCCAUGUUCGUCGGGAUAUCCCAUGCUUUUCUUGAAGGAGAUCGUACCAUGUGUCGAGCCCGAGAAUGUAAUCUAGGAAACCUGAUUGCAGACGCCAUGGUCAGUCAGAAUAAUAAAAACCCUGAUGAAUUACGGUGGAAUGAUGUCGGGAUUGCUUUGAUGAACGGCGGCUCGAUCAGGGCUUCGAUAAGUCAAGGUGACAUUACAAUUGGAGACAUCGCAAACGUUCUUCCAUUUGGAAACACGGUUGAUGUAUUAGAGCUACGUGGUAUUCAUCUAUUAGAAGCAUUAGAGAACGCUAUUAGUAUGUACGACUUACAAACGCUGGAUGGUAGAUUUCUUCAAUUUUCAGGUAUGAGAGUUACAUACAGUCUAGCAAGGAAACCGGGCAGUCGGGUAGUUUUGGCUGAAGCGCUCUGUACCAACUGCACGGUGCCACAUUACGAACCCUUGGACACCAAACGCGUCUACAAGAUCGUCACAAACAGCUUCUUAGCAGGUGGUGGCGAUGGCUACACGGUUGUCAGGGAUAACAAAAUGAAUCAUGUUACAGGUAAUUUAGAUUCUGCUGUCUUUGCCGAGUACAUCCAGCGUCUCUCACCCGUGGCACCCGCCCUCGAAGGGAGAGUCACCGUACUCACUGAUGAUGUUGUAGAUUGCACAGGCAAUGCCUCAAAUUUUGGACCAUCUCAUCUCAUUAUUUGGACUACUUUCCUAGCAAUAAUGUCAAAUAUUUUAAGCACGUUAUAAUGAAACCUUAGAUUCCUUUCAUAAUAGCCCAAUAAAUCUGGGUUCUGUUUCAUGAAACUGAUUUAAAUGACACGUUACAAGAUAUUGUUUUUAGCUACUAAAAUUGUGCUUUUUGAUUGGUCAAUUGCACAGUAAUCAUUGAUGAGAAGUUUUAUGAAACGGUUCCCUUGCUGUCACUAAGUAUAGUCAUGAUAAUGAUUUUUAAAUGUAUAGUCAAAGGAUUAGAAUGGGGAAAUCUGGUUAGCAUCUUUUCAUUGAUCGCUUUGUAAAUCAUGUAAAUGCUGCAUACCUUUAAAUCCUACAUCAUCAUCAUCACCACCAUUAUAAUAAUUAUCAUUAUCAUCAUCAUCAUCAUCAUCAUCAUCACCACCACCACCAUCAUCAUCAUCAUCAUCAUCAUCAUCAUCAUCAUCAUCAUUGUCAUCAUCAUCAUCAUCACCACCACCACCACCACCACCACCACCACCACCACCACCAUCAUCAUCAUCACCACCACCACCACCACAAUCACCACCAUCAAAAUCAUCAUUUUCAUCCACCAAGGUGAAUUGGAAAGUGGAUGUUCCUUAGAUUUUGAUAGAGGUUUGAAUUAGUGGAUCGAUUUAAUUUCAACUUUUUAUAACUACUCAUGCUUUUGUCUUGUCACAAUCCAUCAGGCAUAGUCUUUCAGCUUUCAUUUUAUAAAGGUUCUACUAUGGUAUUCAGUUGGUCUUUUAGAUAUUCAUUCUUAGUAGAAGACGAUUCUCAUAUCUAGACCUUUUCACUUGGAACACUAUAUUUGCAGCCAUAUAGUGAUCAAUGUGAUAUCUUUUGUAAUUUGUCAUUCUACCGGUAUAUGAUCAUGACUAAUAAUAAAAGGCAACUCUAAACAUUAAUGAAGAGGUUACUACAUAACCACAUAGGUACGUAUAAUUCGCGGUAUGGUUUUUUUUUUACCAAUGAUGAUACAAAAUAACCACAGAUAUUACCUUUUGCGCGACUAUUUUAUAUAGAACAUAUCAAUAAUUCCUCUCACAUGCCGGUCAAAUAGAAAAAAAAAUCAAGAUGAAUCUGUUUUUUUCAUACAAAUAUUGUUGUCAGAGGAAAAUGUAUAUUCUCUUGUCUGAAGUUUUAAGUCCACCAAAAGUACAUCGUUCACAUAAUUUUUUGUCAUCACCAGUUGUACAAAUCGAUCGUAAACAUCUCCUUUGAAGAAUAAAUGUAUGUAUAUGCGAUUAUUAUUUCUUUUCCAAGUUAUUCGUAUGCUGGUACAUGUGUAAUGACGAUUCUAAUUGUUUUGAGUAGAAAUUGUACAUGUUUAACAAUGCGAUCUUAUCUUAUACAAUGCUGCUAGAAAGUGCCAUAUGAAUUUGUCAUCAAACGAAAUACCUUUGUAUUUCAUAUAUACACUGUUGUUAGUCUUGAAAAGGAGAAAUAUUUUAGCAUUGAUAAGUGGCUUAGAAUUUGAAUUUAUAUUUUAAUUGAUGACUAAUGAAGGAAUUAAACUCAAGAUGAAUCUAGUCGCAUUAAACCGAAUCCAACUCGCAUCAGUUGCAUUCAGGUUUUAAAAAAUGACACCAAACAAGUGAUUAUUGUUCUAAAGACCCGUAUAUCAGUACUACUUAGUCUUAUUUUUACGUAAUUUUCUCUUUUUGAUGUACAUGAUGUAAGAAAAUUUUUAACCUUCAUUCCCUGGAUAAAGAAUAGCAUUAUGCGUAGAACUGAAAUCAUUUCUUAGCCUCUGACCAGUGCAUGAAAAGUGCAUCGCUUUUAGAAAUUUCGAUGUUAUGAAUUAAUAAUUCAUAACGUGAUUAAUGAUUCAUUUCGUUAUGGAAAUUCGUCAUGAAUUGAAAGCUUCAUCAAAUGAUUCGAAGAAUCGCAGCGUUGAAUACAAUAGUUUUGUUGAUUUAUCACGAUUAUUAUUACCAAUGUUUGGACAUGUUUGAUAUCAAAUGCUUACCUCAUUGGUAAUUGUGAAUAAGUGGUGUAUAUAAUUCUUCUAUUUUGAUAUUUCGAAUCUUCUGUCAUAAUUUAUGGACAUAUGUAUUUCAUUGGAUGUAUUGAAAGCAUAGAGUAAAGUUGAUCAUUUGUUGUGCGUAAACCUGUAAUCACAUCCAGUAUAGAUAUCUAUUCACAAGAAUAUUUUAUUUGUUAAAAUUAGUUUUAAAAAUCUAUCGACUUCCGUAAGGGGAAUUGAAUCUGUUUGGUAGUACGCAACAGCAUGAUACUGGGCGUUCUACCUCCAAAGCCCGACGGAUUACAAAGAUAAAAUAGCAAUGGCCCUCAGGGGCAUCGAAGGGGAGGGCCCCUAAUAUGUUUCAUUGAUGAAAAACAGGAAGAAAUGAGUAUGACCAAAAGAAACGAGAAAUAAUCUAGCUUCGUCUUCUGUUUAUGGUCUGAUUACAGUAUCGCUUAUUUAAUAUUUGCAAAAUAGAAUAUUUCCUUGGGAUAAUUUCCCUAUCAUCGUGAUUAUGCCUGUUUAUAGAUACCCCGGAGCAGCCCCCGGCAGUCCGCCCCUCUAAUUCAGAUGUAAUUUGAUUCAUAUUGCUUUUUAAGAAUUCAUACAACUCAUAAUUUGAAACAUGUGUAGAUAUAUUCAGAACAGUAACGUCUUAUAAUAGUGUAGUGAGCCAAAAGUUUUAAAGGGUAGGACAUGGCGCAAGGGGUAAAAUUUCUUUAAAAAGCUGCAAACGAGUGAAAAAAAAUGGUGUAAAAAUAUGAAUUUGUAAUAGAUUUUGAAAAUUAAUAAUUAUCAGAAAAUGAUAUCAUUCUUCACCCCUUUCAUAUUCCUUUUCUUUCCUUUCCUACCUUAUUAUCUUGUUCGUAAAAAUAUUGGGGGUCCAUGGCCCCCGAAUGGCGCCAAAUUUACGAUAGUGAUGAUCGUGAAAGAAGAGUAAUAAAUUUGCCUCUUCAAUAACGUGAUGAAUACUGUCAAUUUAUUUUUAAAAGGUUGAUAUCUUUUUAUUGUAUUUUGAUAUCCUAACUAUGUGCUUUCUUGAGAGUGUGUACAAAUUGUUUUGUUUAUCAUUAUUCGUAAUGAUACCAGAUAUCCUAAAUGAAUUUCAAAACUAGGAAUAAUAGUUAUUUCUUAACGACGUUCGUUAUCUAUCCUUUGGCAUGGUAAAAUUUUAGCCGUAUUUCAUGUUAUAUGGUUUUUGUGAUGAGUGACUUUAUUUUUAAACAGAGUGAUAUAUCAUUGUGAAGUUACAAUGAUAUAUGUAUGUUGCCUGGUCUCAAUAAUAGAUUGGGAAUUCAGCUAUGCCCGUUAAGUUUAUAUUUUUCCUUAUAAUUGUUAGAUAAAUUGAGAAAAAAAUUAAAUGACAUGCUCAUCCAAACAACUGAGAACAAAUAUUGAUAUAUACUAUAUACAGUAUGUAACGUUUCUGCUUCAUUGUUGCUCACGAGACAGCAAUUAUUGACAUUUAAAAUGCCAAAAUGAUAAUAUAGAAACUUUAUGUUUUCGAAUAAGACUUUCAUUUUACAGCGAAUUGGGUCGGGAUACUAGCAUAAAUAUUAUGGCAUUUUUAGAUUUGAGGCACUUAGCUCGGGUAAAAACUAUGUGAGGAAGAAAUACGUAAUGUGAAGUUCGUAAAUUUAGCACUACUUGGUUUAAUGUUUUAAUUAUGAAUGUUGAAUGUAUUUUUACUUGAAAUAUCUAUCGAAUAAAGAUGAAAUGAGUAGAAAA